AUAAAGACAAGCCUCUGGAUUCAGAUGAAGACUCUUUAGGUGUCAACGCCGGGGGUCCCGGUGGGGUGGGAGGAACCCCAGGCUCUGGCCCACUUCGGCCCAACUCCCAGUCAGCCUUUCUGGGGCCACUGUUGUGGGAGAGGACGCUGCCAUGUGACGGAGGCCUGUUCCAGCUCCAGUACAUGGACCUGGAGGAGUUCUUGACUGAGAAUGGGAUGGGGAUGCACAGCAAUGGACCCAGCUCUGCCAGCGCCCAGAUCCCCUCUCAGAGCUCCCAGUCUGCCAUUCCCAACCAGAGCUCUCAGUGUCCUCCCACAUCUCCUCCACCCUGCUCUUCCUCUUCAUCCUCCAUGUCCUCCUCGUCCUCUUCCUCCUCGCUUCUCGGAUUGGAAACCAUCCAGCCACAGCCACCACCACAGCAGCAGCAAAGCAUGAUGGGAGGAGCUGAGUGCAUACACGGUGGACAGGCUGUGCCUCAGGACCCAUCGCCACCUUCUACCUGCCCUCCGGGCCCUCCCGGGCCACCAGCUGCCGUCAAUGGCAACAGCGACAUCAUGGUGAACUUUGACCCCGACCCUGCGGACCUGGCCCUGUCCAGCGUGCCAGGGCAGGAGGCGUUCGACCCACGGCGGCAUCGGUUCAGCGACGAGGAGCUGAAACCUCAGCCCAUGAUCAAGAAGGCUCGCAAGAUGCUGGUUCCUGAUGAGCAGAAGGACGAGAAGUACUGGAGCCGGCGUGUGAAGAACAACGAGGCGGCCAAGCGCUCGCGGGACGCCAGGAGGCUGAAGGAGAACCAGAUUUCGGUGCGGGCCGCCUUCCUGGAGCGGGAGAACGCCGCCCUUCGCCAGGAGGUGGCCGACAUGAGGAAAGAGCUGGGCCGCUGCCGAAACAUCAUCAACAAGUACGAGAGCCGCCACGGAGACUUGUAGAGGAGUCGGAAGAGAAGGAAAGAGGAGAGGAGAAAAGGGUACAAGGCAAUCUGACAACAGCAGCACUUUAGAUGAAGUGAGGGGGAGGGGCUGACGUAGAUCUGCAGUCUGUGACACCGGCACAUGUUCUGGAGUGACCGCCGUGACAGGAGAGCAAAGCGUUUUACCCAGAAUGACUUUCUCUGCACACGCCACUUUGCCAAAUCCACGACGAACUGAACCAUCACCUCAGCGGCUCCUGUCACCUGCGGCGCUGCGCUCACUCCUGGUGCCACGUGGCAAAUUUGCAGGUAGUGCAUUCCAGUCGCUGCUCCAGCCAGUUCCAACAGGUGUCCAACUCAAACCAGUGAAUCUCACGUUUCUUUUUCUUUUUUGCUUCGGGCGUGGACACAAACCAGAAGAGGUCAAACGGAGAUCUUUUCUAUAGAUAUAAUAGAAAUAUGUGUAUAUUUUUGAACUUGGCAGGAAGGUAAGGCUUAUAAAGGGGGAGGAAAUGGUGGAAGCGGAGGGCUUUUGUCCAGAGGAGAUUUUGACAAAGGAUUAUUGUAUAUUUUUCUAUAAACAGAUAUUCAGGAGGAGUUUUGGAGAUCAUCUUUUUGUAUAUUUUCUAUAUGGGGGUGGGGAGGGGAUGUUUGCUGGACAGUCACAGUGACACGCUUUUUUCCUCUUCGCUGUUUAGUCAACAAACAAACAAACAAACAAUCUAUUUUUAAUGGUUGGUCCGAGGCAGAGUUAGAACACAGAAUGUAUCACGCUUGAAUCAGGUAUUUUUGCAACUCGAGCCAAGGCGAGGUAUCUUAGUAACCAUAGUAACCACUGGUGUCUGUGUCAAGAUCAAUAGCAGGAAGUAAAUUGUAUAGUUUGCGGAUAUUAUUAUGGCAUGAGCCCUCGGAAUUAUGUCGAGCCAUAUUAUUAUUUUAAUAUUAUCAUUAUCGAUUGACUUUCUUUUUUUUUAAAACAACAUUUUAACAAUUAGGAAAAAAAUUGCCCAAACACAAGGCCACUUUAAAUAUAUUGUAUAUCCAGGUUUUACUAUCUGACCUUUUCAGAUGGUUACAUUUUGCAUCACUGCUGUGUUUCUUACGUGAAAGUUGUCAAACAUUUUUUUUGCACAGCUCCAAAUUUGCCAAAACGGCGGCUUUAACGCUUAGCAGAGACACCCUGAUGACUUUGUUCAAUCUGCACAAAACUUUUUCAGAGUUGUGGCCUUUUUAAUUUUUUUUUUUUUUAAAGCUGAAAGCAAUGACACAUCACACGCUCUGCUCAUGUUCUUCACAUGGCAAAAAUGUAAAAAGUGUUGCCAAGGACAGGAGUAGCUAAAUUUGUGAAGGUAAGGAGGCACGGAAACUUGAUUCUAGUGGCUUUUGUGAAGGCUCCCCUUGAGAAUCAAAAUCCACUUUCCACCACCACAAGCUGAAGCAGAGGUGUGGCUCAAUCAACACUGCCAGCUAUGUUUGUUUAUUUAGUGGUGAAUCGUUUUUUUAAAAUCUGAUGUAUAUUACGUUUUAUUUUUUAAAAGAGAAAGUAGGAGAUGAAAAACAGGAAGCAAUUAGCCAUCUAAACAGCUGGAUCUGAGCAAAUGCUGGUGGGAGUUUGAUCGAAAAAAAAUGUACUUGGGUGAACGCUCGCAUUUACGCUCCUCCGUCCCAUCCAGGAGGGUCUGACGCCCGCUGGUUCUUUGGUGGUGGGUGGGCCGCCGCCCCCUCCCGAUGGCGCAGAGACUGAAACAUUCAGCAUGCAGACACAAACUUGCACAGUCCUUUCUGAUUCUAACCCCUAUUAUUGUCGUAGAUGUUGUUUUUGGACUUCUAUGGUGCUGAUCUGAUCCUUCACCUGACACAAACAGACAAAAGACACACACAUCACAAACACACAGUACUGCCUAUAACCCUACUUUGUAUUUUAUUCCUUUUUUUUUGUUGAUUCUUUUCCUUUUUUCGCAUUGUGUACUGAUAAAUCACACACAACCACAUGUCUGUUAUACUUCUCCUUUAAACUUUACCUAAAGAAAAAUGCACCCUACUGCUACUGUACCAUACAACUGUACUAUUGAAUUUUGAAGUAUUCUCUCACUAGAUAUAUAUGUGUAUACGAUAUAUGCUUGAAUUAUGUGAUUAUAGUUGUAUCAUAAAUAAUUGAAUAUAUUGCAGAAAAUCCAGUGGAAUAACUUUGUCAGUUUUCUCUCAGGUCUUUUUCUCUGAGAUAAUAAAUAUGCAUAAUAAUAAUAAAAAUAAUAAUAAAAACACACUUAAAAAAUCUAUCUACAAUCUAGUACCAGAAUUUUUUUAUUUGUUUUGUUCUAAUUUUGUGUAGUUUCUGUUCAAUUUGGAACAUUUUUUUUAUUUACUAACCCUUCUACCAUGUUCCUCUGUUUGCUAGCUCCCCUCCAACCACUAAUAAUUAUGGUCGACUGUCAACCUUUGCAUUUUGAAAAUCCAACUUAAAACCCCAUAAAAAAAGUUGUACAAACAGCAAACCUUAUUUAGAUUUAAAUUCAUAAUGAAAAACCUCUUUAGGAAACUGAAAAAACAAAAGUAAACACCAAAAUGAGCUAAUGAGGUGAAUUCUACCACAAAGCACAGACGUUUUCAUUUAUGGUGGCACUUUUUAGUCAUUUAAAAUCAGUUUAGCUUAAUCAAAGUGGGCUAAUCUUUCUUAAAAAUGUGUGCACUGCUUGUGGUUACAUUUCCGAAAGCCAUUAGCUCAUUCAUCUUCAAGCUAACGCUAAUUAACAUCAAUAUGUUGUAAGCUAAUGUUCCUGCUAACGCGAUACUUUGGUUAUGUCCAAAUUCCCUCACUACUUAGUACUUGGUGCACUAUUUAGGGGGUUCACCAUUUUUUGGAGGGUGUCUGAUUCUUCAAUUACAAAAUCCAGUGCCCCAGAACUUUCCCAGAAUUCUCUGCAAAAAACUUGUGUUUGAUGCUUAGCAUUGAUGCUCACUACUCUAGGGCUAUAUCUGAAUUCCCUCCCUACUCCCUAACUACUAAAAGCUACAUAGUGUGGGAUUAUCUAGUGCCCAUGAUUUUAAAAGCAAUAGCUUACAACUUUUUUUUUCUUAAACAGCAAAUAUGACGUCACAGAUUUCAUGAAGUGAAAGCCUAAUCAAUACGAGCUUUCUACAAUGAUUAUUUAUUAAUCCACCUUGUUCUGAUGCAAAAAAGGUUGUAAAUGUAUUUUUUAAAAAUACAUUUAUAAACUUUUAUUUUCGCAAAAGUUGUUCAAACGCAAUGCAUUGUGGUCUACUUCUUCCAAUCCAGUGAGCAUUGAUGAAGACUAGUUUUUCGCAAAGAAUUCUGGGAAGUUUCUAGGGCACUCAGUUUUGUAAGUGUAGGUUCUGACAGUACUAAAAAAAAUGGUGAACACACUAUAAAGUGCUCUAUGUAGUAAGUAGUGAAGGAAUUCGGACAUAGUCCAGAUUAGCAAAAAUAGACCACAAUGCAUUGCGUUUUAACAAUUUUAUAAUAAAAAAAAAAUGUCGAUACAUCUUUUUUUUUAGAAAUCAUCCCAGUUUUUAUCACCAGAACACAAUAAAUCAUCUUCAUGUUGAUAUUUAUUAGGUUUUCACUUCAGCAAAUGAGUUUACAUCAUAUUUACUGUUUUGCUGUGUACCGUUGGCAGUGCUAGCAAUAAAAACAAAACAAAAAAAGGUUUAAAUGCAAAGAUUUACAGGCCAAGUUUUGGUGAUGGCUAAGUCAAUGGGGGAGGGCUUCAAUGGAUAAUCCUAAAGUUUUAUUUAUAGAUGCUAAAUGCACACCUUUUUGGUUUCCAUUUGAAGACUUUUAUUUUUCUUGCAUCCCGAUCUCUCCUUCAGUUGAUUUCCGUGCAUUUUUUCCUCAGGGGAAGUUGAAUUCUUUCAAACUUAAAUGUGUUUUACACCAAAAAUGAACUUUUACUAGAUUUCAUCAAGUCUUUGACCUUCUACUUCUUCUUCGUGCUUUUCUCCCAAAACAGAAGUUUUGAACUUAAAAUCACUGUAACAUAGAAGCUUUUAUGCAUUUUGAUUGAAUGACAAAGUUUUUUCUUCUGAUAUCUGUAAUUUGGAAAUUUCCUCACAAAUGUUUCAGAAACUUUUUGACAGUGCUAUUUUUCUAUGUAAUUGUGUUGUUGAGCAUCUUUUUCCUGGGAGGGGGGCAUUUGAGGCCCGCUCUUUAUGUGGUGGCAGUGACCGUUCGCUGCUGUACAGUCAAACGCCACUGCGGGUCAUUUUGACCGCGGUAACACUAACAUUAUUGUACACAGCCUUGUUAAUUCUUCUUCUUGGAUUUUGUGGACGCAGCUAACUUCUCAUUGUUGUGAAUGAACUUCAAUCUCCAUGAACACCACUCUACCAGGAUUCCCCUCCAGUAUUUGUGUACUGUCCACAGGGAUGAUGGUAUAUGUGGUCUAUUUUUGUCCCCCCUCCCCCAUCCAAUAAAGACUAAUCCUUAUUCACUGAAA
Oryzias melastigma (Indian medaka) is the source of this 5367-nucleotide messenger RNA. It is a transcript of the gene dbpa, whose product is annotated as D site albumin promoter binding protein a. Gene Ontology annotation, cellular component: nucleus. Gene Ontology annotation, biological process: regulation of transcription by RNA polymerase II. Lineage: Eukaryota; Metazoa; Chordata; Actinopteri; Beloniformes; Adrianichthyidae. The record is from RefSeq and is a predicted model, not a curated record. Gene Ontology annotation, molecular function: DNA-binding transcription factor activity, RNA polymerase II-specific; RNA polymerase II cis-regulatory region sequence-specific DNA binding.